Molecule: messenger RNA, 540 nt
Organism: Cladophialophora yegresii CBS 114405
Lineage: Eukaryota; Fungi; Ascomycota; Eurotiomycetes; Chaetothyriales; Herpotrichiellaceae
Exons: 3
Coding region: 1-540 (179 amino acids)
Cellular component (GO): nucleus
Source: RefSeq, a predicted model, not a curated record
AUGGCACGAGCAUUAAACAAAGUCCAAAAACAAAUCUCCAAGAAACGGGGUGGUAAACCCGACGCUCUGCAUGAGAACAGUCGAGAUGCAAGGCGGCUACGCCGUGCUGGUGCAAGAGAGGAAAAGUUGGCUCGGCUCAUGGACGCAGCCGUGAGAGCAAAUCAUGUCUAUGUGGAGAGAGUGGCAUGGUUCAAAACAGCACUAGAAGGGUCCUCGGGUCCGCUGUCAGACGACGAGAUGCACGUUUUGACCCAAAGUUUCAUUGAUCGGGAAGGUGACGAGUUGGCUGAAGCCAAAGCAGAACGAAGGCCAGGGCGACCGCCCACAAAAGCCGAAGAGCGAAUUUCACAGCGCAAGGAAGCUGAAGAACGUGAGUUUCGUGCUGGUUUCUGGAUUCCCGAGCUUCGAAAUCAGGAGAGCCGGUCGAAAGUUGAAAGAUGGGCGGGAGAAUGGGGCGGACUGAACACGCUCGACUUCGUUCGUGUCGUCAAGGCGGGUGGUAUAAAGCCGUCGAACUUUCCGCCAAAGGCCAACUCCUGA